CUUUUUUUAAAAAAAUUUUAAACAUGCAUAUUGUAAUUUUUAAUGCCUAAAAAAUUAAAUCCAAGUGGAAGCGCACACGUCCAAAUAAAUUGUAACAAUAACAGAUUCAAUCAAAAUACCGAAAAAAACCCCCUCUUUUAUGCAUUUUAUUUUUGCAAGCAUUAUUACUCCCGACGUAAGAAUAAAUAAACUGAAUAAAAUCUGACAAAGAUCCUAUUUUGUCCUCGAUUCUGACAACUUGAAAAAACCUCUUACAAAAUGAUACGCUAUAAAUAACUUAUGCAAUGAUGAAAAAAAAAAAAAAAAAUUGAAGAUGAUGCAAAGAAAAGGGCGUGAAAAUAUCUUUAUAAAGUGAAAAACCCCGUCAAAGGCUUUCUUUCCCCUAUUUUCUUUAUUUUUCUCCCAACUAGUCUUAAUCCGAAAUACCUUGCCCUGAGUCAGCUCAAAAAAUCGUGGUGUAAACAGGAUAGUAUCGAUCUCUUUGAAAACAGUAGGGGGAAAAAAUCCUUUAAAAGGGUUUUUUUUUUCUUAUACAGCGGUUGCAUAACACACUCGAGUUGUGAGGGUGGAGGAACCCUUACGUUUCGUUCUUUUUACGAGGAUCGUCUGAAGUGGCGGUAAUAGGCAAUAAAUGAUUUUUUCCCCCUUCCUCACUUUAGGAGGAAACAAAAAACCACAACAAAAUGAUCAUCGUGCUGCCAUCUAUUGGUUAGAGCUGAAGUAAAUCGGUGGAAGAGACUUUGAAGGAGGAGGGGCUCAAAUGAGUUUUUGGUUGCUUUUUUUGUUACCAAGUCGUGCGGUUGUUGGGAAGUUGGCGUUUACAGGGGUGGGGCGAAAAAUGGCUGCGCGCGCUACCCAAUACAAGAAGCGCUUUGCUCUCGUUUGUUUACGAUAGAGCGCCAACUUCAGCGCGUUGUUCGAGUUGACGGCCGGUUCCCGUAACGGUCUUGUUCUCCAUGUGCUUCAUUUAAAUAUUUCAUGUUUUGAUUUAUGACGAAAAAUAUUAAAAUUCUCUUAAGAAAAACCAGUUUUUUUUACCGAAGAAAUUAAGCCGCAGAAAUUUCGAAGUCCUUUCUGGUGAGAAUACCAUUGCCACCCGUUGAAAGUCACUAAAUAUAAUCAUAGACGAUUUAAAAUCCAUCACACCCCUACAAUCAUUUCUUCAUCAAACCUGCUCUUCCCGUAAGUUCAUUUUACUUGUCAAUAUUCUUCUCGAGUAGUUUCCACACCAAUCAUCAAAAUCUUCGACUCACCGAAACCACCCAUUUCCCCGUCUUUACAGGUUCCUAAGACGGGACAUGGCAUGAUGGAGCAUGAGGAAGAUGGAGACGUCGCGAUCAAUCUGUCCAAAAAUCAAGCUCCAAGAUCUGCGGACACACCUAACGGCAAUGCCGAACCAGAAGAUGGUGAACCUCAGGGAUCUAAAGCUCACGGGAUCAAGAGGUCCAGGGCGACCAAUAAUCACCACGGCGAGAAGCCGGGUAUCGGUAACGAUUCCAACAUCCCUCCUCUGUUGAUGAUGAAUUCGCAGCUGUUGGCUCAGCAUCAGCUGCAACAGCUAUUGCAGCAGCCAUCGCCAACGCAGCUGCAGCAAUUGCUACAGCAGCAACAGUCCAUUUUCUUACAGCAGCAGCAACAGCAGCAGCAUCAGCAACACCAGCAGCUAAAACAACUUGAAUCCGUGAUACCUCACAUCCAAGAACAGAUCAACCUCAAUAUUAUGCAGCAAAGCCAAAUUCUCCACCAACUCAAUGGGCUGAAUAAUGGCUUGCCUGGUCUUGGUUCUUCUGAUAAGAAAGCGAACCGACAGCAGUUGCAACUUCAACUACAGCAGCUGGCACUUCAACAACACCAACUAAUGCAACAGCUACAGCUGAGCAAUAGACAAUAUAUGAUAAACCUCCAACCUUUCAUGCUUCCGCAAGGUCUGAACGCUAACGACGUUUGGAAAGAAGGAUCCGGUGAUGAAAGUGGCUCGACCGUGAAUGGUAUGAUGCAUGGAGGGUCCCCUGGGGCUGGAAGGCCCCUUGUGAAUGGGACGGCGCCCCAGCACGAAAUCUAUUCCGUAUCCCCAGUGAGCACGGCUUCUUCUUCCUCGUCCCAAAGAAGCUUGCCACCCACCCCAAAGGAUGAAAGAGGGUGUUCCAGUCCUCCAAGUCACGCUCUUUAUGGUCACGGGGUUUGCAAAUGGCCCGGAUGUGAAGCUGUUUGUGACGAUUAUCAGUCUUUCAAGAAGCAUUUAAACUUAGAACAUCAACUAGAUGAUCGGAGUACAGCCCAAGCUCGUGUCCAGAUGCAGGUUGUGUCUCAGUUGGAGCUUCAACUGUCGAAAGAAAAAGAAAGGUUACAAGCGAUGAUGCAGCAUCUUCACAUGAAACCUUACUCCAGCAGUAGUACCAACGGGAACGGAAACAGCAACAGCAACAAUCACCGAAGCUCACCUUCCAAAUCAGAAAAUAAUGUAAUUUCAAAUAUGAAAUCCGGUGCACCUACAUCGCCGCAAAUGGCCCUUGUCCCAGUUGUGAGUAGCUCUCCGCCCGCCCUGUCCGCCGUCAUGACGACAAUGUCCAAUGCGGGACCCCUCAUGGCCACUGUCCCGCAAAGACUGGGGCCUCCUCCUCCUCUUCACCCGCCCAAUCCAAAUAAUAUGGGUCAUGUGCGGCGAAGACUCAGUGACAAAAGCUGUCCGCCCCUGUCUGCUCUUGGAGAAGCCGAUCACAACUGGUCAUCUAAAAGUGUAUACGAUCCAACCCCCAGCAAUCCAAGGCAGUCUUUGUGUAAAUAUAACGUUUUAGAUGUUCCAUCUUUGCCUGAUUCUCCAAUUCGAAGGAGAGUAGUUGAAAGAGCUAAUCUAGAUAUUACAGAAGAAAUUCAAAGGAAUAGAGAAUUUUACAGAAAUGCUGAUGUCCGACCACCAUUUACGUAUGCAUCAUUAAUAAGACAAGCCAUAAUUGAAGCACCAGAAAAGCAGCUUACUCUUAAUGAAAUUUAUAAUUGGUUUCAAAACACCUUCUGUUACUUCAGACGGAAUGCAGCUACAUGGAAGGGCAAAUUCCGGAACUCUUCCUUCAAGAAUGCAGUUCGUCACAACCUAAGUCUUCACAAAUGUUUUAUGCGGGUUGAAAAUGUUAAAGGAGCCGUUUGGACCGUGGACGAACUAGAGUUCUACAAACGUCGUCCUCAGCGGCUUCAAGAACGAAUGUCCGGUAGUCUUCAGUUGCCUGCGCAAGGUCUCGCUCCUCAAGGUAUACCUCUAAUGCAUGGGCAGGGACGAAUGGGCAGCCCUCCAUUGAGGCAGAGUCCAGGCCUCUAUGGUGACUCAUUAAAUGCCUCAUUACAGGCUGCUCUUGCGGAAAGCAACUUGUCCUUCCUAAACUCUGCGAUGGCAGGUAGUGGGGCCGUGCCACAUACUCCGACUUCAACUCCUACACCUGCUGCCACUCCUGACUGUGUAACUUCCCAAUCUCAUGGCACAUCUGCACUGAGCGAAGCUGAGCGUUACGUUGUAGAAAUGAUAACACAUGGAAUGAAUAAUUCAGCUGUCAAUGGGUCAAAUAUUCACAUCAAACAAGAGCCAAUGUCUGAUGAGCCAGGACACAUGUGUCCUCCAGACAUGCAACAUCGAAUAGAUGAAGAUGAUCGACAUUCUGACGUAAAUUCUGAUCAUCAUGACGUCCAUGAUGAAGAUCAAGAAGAGGAUAUGGAGGAAGCAGAGGACUUAUCACUCUCAUCAUCUAUAAACUCUGAGCCUCAGGCUACUACCUGUCCUUAAACGUAAUUUAAUUAAAGCUUGUGACACCAAGCUAUGCCUGAACCUUGUUCGCCGUGCAUUUCGUAACAUAGAAAUUGUUCAAGAGGUGGUCAAGAUUUGUGUCUGAAUGUUCACAGUUCAAUCCCUUUAUUUUAGUAAAGUCAGUUCUAGCCACAUUGUGUUCCUCAAAAAUACUGUUAUGAUAAAACAUGUCCAAAAUACAAAAAUGGCAGUCCUUCUAUAGAAAGCCUUCGGAUAUAUAUCUCCCAUUAAAUUAAUAAAAGGACUUGUUACAUUUAGCCUUAUUUAAAUAUUAUCUAACUCAUUUUUUUAAUAUUCUGUGUUUCUUCAAUUACUGUUCUGAUAAACUAUGUGGAAAAUAAUUUUUUUUUAAAAAAACAAGUCUUUUGAUUAAAAAAAACAUCUCAAAAUGCAACUCUCAUUAAAUUAAGAGAAAGGCUUGUUACUUAAAACCUUAUUUUAAUAUUGUAUAACCUAGUUCUUAAAUGGUAACUCCCAUUAAAUUAGCAAAAAAUCUUGUUACAUUAAACCUUACUUAAAGUAAUAUUGCAAAACCAAUUUUUUUUCAUAAAUUAUGUAAUUUCCAGUAGUUAAUUCUUGUAUUCAGACUUCAAGACUUCAAAUUCUAGUUCAGACUUCAAAUCGUAUGCACCACCUCAAUCAAGUCAUCUCGUAGCUGAUAGCAGCUAAAUCAAUUUUCCGGCCAAAUCAGCUCUCCGAAAGUAUUUAGUGAGAGUUUUUCAACUACCUUGGGAAGCGAGAAAAUUUGUGUUAAUCCACAUCAAGGAAUACCUCACUUUGAUUGCAAUAUAUACCUCACUUACAAUUGCAAUUGUUAUUGCGCCUCCUUCCUCUUAAUUUGUUCCUGGGCCCUCACUCAACGAGAGCCAUUGCACCGGUGAUGAAAUUGAACAGUAAGUUAGAAGAAAUGAGCAUUUUUCUCAUUGUUAAUUCUAGGCAGUAUAAGGGAUUGUUCAUUUGACUGCCAUUAACAGAGAUUGUGACAUU
Molecule: messenger RNA, 4780 nt
Organism: Parasteatoda tepidariorum (common house spider)
Lineage: Eukaryota; Metazoa; Arthropoda; Arachnida; Araneae; Theridiidae
Product: forkhead box protein P4
Biological process (GO): regulation of transcription by RNA polymerase II
Cellular component (GO): nucleus
Molecular function (GO): DNA-binding transcription factor activity, RNA polymerase II-specific; RNA polymerase II cis-regulatory region sequence-specific DNA binding
Source: RefSeq, a predicted model, not a curated record